Maniola jurtina (meadow brown) is the source of this 1451-nucleotide messenger RNA. RefSeq names its product splicing factor 45 (gene Spf45). Gene Ontology annotation, biological process: alternative mRNA splicing, via spliceosome; mRNA cis splicing, via spliceosome. The record is from RefSeq and is a predicted model, not a curated record. The transcript is spliced from 7 exons. NCBI's taxonomy places the organism in Eukaryota, Metazoa, Arthropoda, Insecta, Lepidoptera, Nymphalidae. Bases 255 to 1433 code for a protein of 392 amino acids. Gene Ontology annotation, molecular function: RNA binding. Gene Ontology annotation, cellular component: precatalytic spliceosome.
GGUCUGUGCAGAUUCCCGUCAAGCCUGUCAAGUGUCAAAUUGAUUAAUGAUUUUAUUUUUCCAUAAUAUUACUGUAUUUUCGAUUAAAGAUAAAAAUUCGUAUUUCAAUGGUUUUAUUCAUUUUUUACAUUUAAAAAUUAUUAUUGAAUAGUGUAAAAUUUAGUUACAUACGGUUAGUCGUGUACAUAUGUAUUUUUUCUUUGACUAUUAAUUUAGCUGUAAAUCAAUGUUUAAUGGAAAUAUAACGUGGUGAAAUGUCUUUGUACGACGAUCUUGAUACGAUAAAGGCUCGCACAACAGAGAAAGUAGCAGGAUGGUCUUCAGGAAUCAAACUUUUACAGUCACAGUUGCAACUGAAGAAAGCGGCUGUAACUCAACCUAAAAGGGAAGCACUGCGAAGAUCUAACCAGGUGUUGACGCCUGUAAUAGAUUUAAAAAGUAAGCAAAAAGAUGAAGAUGAACCUAAUUCGGAUAGUCCAAAAAUACAACCAAAUACACUGACAGCUUCAUUGAACGUACGUGACUUCGAUUGGAAUGUUGCUAAUGAAUAUGAUCCUAUGUGGCCUAAUGAUUAUGAAAAAGUUGCCAAAGAAAUGCAAGCUAAAAGACUAAACCUUGAUGGCAAUGAGAGAAAUGACAGGGCAGAUAGAAAACGUAAAUCCAGAUUUGGUGAUGAAGAAGAUGUAACUCCAGAAAAAACUCUUGUACCAAUGCAACCAGAGGAAGAAGAAGCAGAAGAGAUAUCAAAACGUGCAACUGGUGUUGCUAUAGCACCCCCUCCAUCAUUAACCAUGGAGUCAUUAUCACCACCUCCACCAGCUGUGCCGGCAGCAAGCCCUAGUCCAGGCUUCUCUAUUGGUGGAUAUGGGGCCAGUUCUGUAGCUGCAAAGAUUAUGGCAAAAUAUGGUUUUAAGGAAGGUCAAGGCUUGGGUAAAAAGGAACAGGGAAUGUCAGUAGCACUGCAAGUGGAGAAAACUUCAAAGCGUGGUGGGCGCAUCAUACACGAAAAGGAUAGUACUGUAAUGCCACCACCAGGGUUUGCUAUGCCUGUGCUUCCUGGAUCAGAUUCACCAAAUGCAUCAAAUUCACCUCAAGCUUCUAAGCAAGAACCUUCAAUUACCGAAAUAAUGAAAUCGCCCAGCAAAGUAGUUUUAUUGAGGAACAUGGUGGGUCCAGGCGAUGUUGAUGAAGAACUUGAACCUGAAGUAAAAGAUGAAUGCAACACAAAAUAUGGUGAUGUUAUAAAGGUCUUGAUAUUUGAAUUACCAAAUGUUCCACACGAUGAAGCUGUCAGAAUAUUUGUUGAGUUCAAACGGAUUGAAAGUGCUAUAAAAGCGGUAGUAGAUUUAAACGGCAGAUUUUUUGGCGGUAGACAAGUCAAAGCAGGCUUUUACGACGUAGAAAAGUUUAGCUCCCUACAGCUGACUGAAUAAAUGAAAUGUUUUAAUGAA